AUGUCGUCGACGAGCAGCAUCUGCUCCUCUAAUGACGCCAACGACUUCAUCGUCGACACGAGAAUCCCGGCGUCGAUCCGAAGGGACAUCGACAGAUUCUCAGUGUUUAUCAACCGACUGCGCUCCACUUUGGAUCUGAACUCUUCGGUUGUGGGUGAGUGGUUAUUGGAAGAUCGACAUGCAGUUACCAGAAUGUUGCAGACGGCGAGUCGAUGUGUGUGAACGUGCACGCUUCGCUCGAGAUGGUCUCCGAAUCGAUGCGCGAUUUAUUCAAAUACUCGCAGUUCAAGACGAAUCCCAUCAUUCUGCUUUCUCUUCAACUCGUGCAAGCCGUCAAAGGUAUGAGUGCGUCGCGCGUGCGAUUGAGGGCUCUUCUCCACAUUUCUCAUUAAAUUUCUCUCUUUUGGAGAGAGCGAGAAGUUGUUUUAUGUGCAUCAUCACCCGAAUACUAAACGCAUUUCAUUAGGCCAAUGUUCAUUUCAUUUUCGUCAUUAUCUCCUCGUUGUUUUUCUUUUUUGGAGAGAAAGGAGAGUUGCAACAUUUCAAGUUGUCUAACUUUGUCCGUCUGAAAACACUAUCUGUUCCAGACCUGAAAUUUGAUACGUGCUCGGUGGAUACGACGCCGGUGCUGAACAUUAUCGAUCAGUUGGAAUCAGCUGUUUUAAACAUCAUUCUGUGAGUUCCCGCCACCUUCUUCUUCCCUCGCUCGCACAUUUUUUCCCACCUCGUUCCCCCAUUUUUCUCUUCUCUUUCUCUCGAUUUCAACGAGAAAAAGGUUGGAAGAGAUCAAAAAGUGCUGCGAGAUUCGGAGAGAGAGAGAGAGAGAGAGAUGGAAUUGAGUAUGGAACGAGGACGGAAUUGGAUCAGGUCGGUUCCCGUUUCCAUGUUCUUCUAGGGUCGGAGCCAGUGUAGAAUGCCCCUCUCAGAUGAUAUGCAAACCAUCAUAAUAUCAUUUUAUCGCCCCAUUCCCAUCAAUUCUUCCUCCGCCAAAAAGCGAAAAAGUUUAUUACACGACGGGGCUCAGUCGUGUCGCAUUUGCAUGGGAAUAUCGAUCCGUUCCCAUCGUUCCGAUCGAACGAAAUGCGGUUCCGAAUGUCCCGAAUAUUCCACGUUUUGAGCAGGAGGAAGCGGUGAUCCCAGAUUCUGAUUCCAUUCCCAUUUCACGUGCAAAAUGCUUCCAGAAACCGUCACAUUGUCUCGUCAGUGCAUCACACUCCGAGCAGAAGUUCCACGUUGGGACGGUGGAAACAGAAUGUGAGUCUGAGUCAUCCGAAUGUGUAACUGUCAGAAGAAGAAAAAGCGAUCCAGGCACAUGUUUUUGGUGCUUCUUUCCUCGUUUAUACACACACACACAUUUUGUUUGUGUAUGUGUCAAUCCGGGGUGCCCGUUUUACCCCUUUCCCUUCUUCUUCUCCUUCUUGUUCCUCUCCAUCUUGUUCCCUUAUUAUUCAUAGUUGCUCUUCUCUUUUGCCCUCUAAACUAUUCCCCGGUAUUCUCGGAAAUGUGGUCUCCGUCUCCAAAGUAUCGUUGUUAUACGCGGGUGAGUUAGUCAUACUGUAGGCGACGACGAAAGAACGCAACGGAUUCGUUUCGAGUAUGAAUCAUGAAUAGCACAAAUUCACAAAUGUUUGUAUCCCCUUCCGUUUUCCAGAAUUCGACGGAUUCGUACCUCCGCCACAGCGGCCCGAUCACUGCCGUUUCGCAGACUUUGCAAAGGAGGCACUCGACUCAUCAGACCCAUCAGGAGCCAAAUGACCGUGAGUUUCCGGCUUCGAAUUUCGAAAACAAGUUCCCCGUGUUCUAUUUCCGUCUUCUGCACUUUUCAUUUGUUUAUACUCUCCGUUGCCACGUCAUUUCACAUAGAAACAUUAUAAUGAAAUGAAUGUCUGCCUUGAAAACGAAACGAAAAGUAAAAUACUGUUUGCAGAGUCUACUGACAAAGUGAUGGAAAUCGACAAGCUUCUGAUCUCGCGCGCCGACGGAGUUGACGUGGCAUUCGAGAGGACGAAGGCGUGGAGCACCUACUGCAAAGACGUGAUCUCGUACGUCCGAGCACGCAUCCAACUGGAGCAGGACCACGCUCGGAAAGUGCACACACUCGUGGACACUUCCAGAAGGGACAUUAACAAGCCGUUCAUGCCGCUCAGAGAGAUAUUCGAGAACUCAUUCGACACGGAAGUGGAGAUGGUCGCGCACACGAAGGAAACGACGGAGCAUCUGAGGGAUCGGGUCGUGGAAGCGCUGGAUGCUCGACGGAAAGAGCACGAUUCGGUGAGGAACGCGGUGAAAGUGGAGUGGACGAAGUCGAUGAAAGGAUUGGUAGGAGAGGGAUUCAUAAGAUGUUGCGAGAAGGUAAAUGUUUCAGCACGACUGCGAAGAAGCCUACGAGAAGGCGAAGAUUGCGUUGCGAAUGAGGGAAGAAGCACUGAAGAAGGCGAGGGAAAGCUGUCUGCGAACGGAGAGUUCUCCUCCGGAAAGGGAGGCGUCCCGACGACGGCGGGAUCUGGACAAGAAGAAUCGGGCAGUCGAAGAGGCGAUGAUCAAGGUGAGACAUGGAUUUUGAGUCCCAGGUGCCCCGAUUCACCUGCUCUUCAACGUGCUCAAACUAUGAUUUGUGUCUUGUUUCAGAAGGAAGAAUCCGAGCGGCAGGUGAUGUCCAUCACGACGGAGCUGCGGAAAAAGAGGAGGGACAUCGAUAAGACCAAGGUUAGUCUCUUGCUCGGAUCAGAAGCUGUGGGAAGGGGGAAAACGUCGUCCGUUGGAAUGGGGAAGUCUUCCGCUCUCUUCCUCCAAUAAACUGACUCGGUCCGUUGGCAAUUGGCACGAGUUCCCUUCUUCUUCUCUCUCUCUCUCUUUCUUUCUUUCUCUUUCCACCCAUGAAACUCAAUAGGCAGCAAAAAGUGCUGCAAUAAUUGAUAAGGCGGUCGUCGCGGGGCGGCCGACUGCGUGGGAAACCGCCGUCGUCGCGCGCAGUCUGCUGAAUUUUAGAGUGACGUGGCAGCGAGAGAGGGGCUCCGUUGAGCAGUCGCAAGUUCAAUUUCCCGGCCAGUUUCCGUUUUGAAAGCCCUCCUUUCACUUCGAAUUAAUUUCCUGUCAUCUUUCUACUCAGAAUCCACUCCACGCAAUCUCCACUCAUUCUGAGCCGUCCACUCUGCUGCAGUUGACAGUCUUUCCAAUUUCUCCUCCAAUUUCCCCUGUGCUACGUGACAUUGUGAAUGCCACGUCAUAAAAUGAUGACGUGAUGGCUUCUCGGUGUGAAAUGCGAUAUCCAUAGUGUGAGAAUAAUGGGACAUUUGGGGCCAGGAAACGACGGGCGUGAGAGCCGACUCCCGGCCACAUCCGGUGACGACGAAGAAGAAGGACUGUUCCUCCUUCUCUUCUCGAGUAUUCCAUUUGAUAUUUAUCCGCUCCUUCUCUUUCUUUCUCUUCAUCUUCAUCAUCAUCAUCAUCAUCAUCAUCAUCAUCUGCAUCCGUGCUCCCGACGACGUCGUCCACGAGUAAUCAAGUUUUGGUGUGCAGCAGAAGAGUGCAAACAGUGUGCGAGACGAAGAGACGCACACAUUUCCCGUUUUCGGGAGAAAAAGAAGAAGCAGCAGAAGCACGCGACGACGUCGAUGAAGAAGAAGAAGAAAAAGAAGGAUUUGGAGUAGGAGGAGAUGAUGAUGAAAAGUCAUCAAGUCAUCCGACGAUGAUGAUGAUGAUGAGAAUGAAAAUUUGCCUAUCAUCUCCAACUUCGCAGGUCCGCACUGUCUCGCUUUGUUGUAAUAAUCCUAAAUUGCGGCGGUCCCUUCGUGCUCUUCUCAUCUUCAUCCGUUUCUCCACUAAUUAUUGAUUGUGACUCGGUCGGCUUCUCCUCUUUUUAUAUAUAUUUUUUUCUUUCGCUCACCUUUACCGCCAAUGGAAUUUAUGGAAAUCAGAUUCUGAGGCGUUUCCAUUGGAAGACUGUGAGCAUCCGGCUCCAAAUCAUGUUUCUUCUCGCCGCCCAACUUUUCGCUCGCCGCUCUAGCGCCCCUCUCCUCGUCGUCCCAAAUUGGUGUCACCUCGAUGGAUGCAGUCCAUAAAUCGUCCUUUUUUUCGGGCGGCCCGAGCUUUUUCUCCCCCUGUGCUCCCAACUUUUCUUCCGUUUCUCCCUCUCUUUCUCUCCCCCCAAAUGAACCUUUUUCGGGGGCAAACGAAGAAGACCUCUCUCGUUUUUCCCUUUUACUCCUCUCAAUUCAUAAGUUUUUCUCUUAUUCAUAUCCCGUUUUGAGGUCCUUUCCCUCCUUCUUCUUCUUCUUCUUCUGCUUCUCAUGUCGAUAUUCAUUCGUCGCUGUUCCAUUCACCCUUUUAUUUUCAGUCUCUCUCGUCGUUAGCUCGUCUCUUAUUGCCCGUUCCUUUCCCAAUUUAUUGGGACCAAAUUGCCCCGACUACGGGAUAAAAAUGGGAGAGAAAGAGAGAGAGAGAGAGUGACCUAGUUAGCUUCCGUGUGUUUUUUCUGGAAUUACUGUAGUCACCUUCUUCUUCCUCUUCUUGAAUGUGCUACGUAGAAGAACGUCACUUGGGUAGGUCACAUUCUUGGCUUUUGUAGUUCUGAACACAUUCUGAUCACACGCUCGAAUCCACAUAGAUCACCCAGUCUCUUGCCACGUGCUUCAAUGCUUUGCUGCUCGAUUUUCUCUGAGAGACCCGCGAGUACGGUAUCAAUUAAAGAUUAUCCGAUUCUGAAAAAGAUUGAAAGUCUCUUCUUCUCAUACUUUUUAUUGUUGUUACGCAGUAGAAAACGGGACGACGACGGCCCGUCGCACGACAACAAAACGUGUCGCUUCUUCUUCUUCUGCUUCUUCUUCUUCGCCUUCUUCUUCUUCUUCUUCUUCUUUUCCGUCGUCCCCCACGUCUUUGCUUCUUCUGCUCCUCAAAACGCCUCAUCCUCACGUUUAUUUAUAGAAUCAUCGUCGUCUCGCUUUUCGUCGUCUUUUUCAGAAUCCGCCUGAAAUCGCGAGCCCGACAACCUCUCAUUCAGUCAUUUUUUGCCCGAAGUAUCCAAUUUCGGAGGGGCGCAACUUCCUCCCGUUUUGGCUCCAGAAUACACAUUCAUAGAGUGUGUAGAUGGAGGAUAAAUCCGAGAUUUCUCAAUGAAUUGAUAUCCGAUACUCGCCUGCCUUUUCCCCCGUUUUCUAGGUUUCUUUUUCGUUUCUCGCGCUCAAAAACUGUGAUUUUUGAUGUAGAUAUGUACACCUUCGGAUACAAUCCAGGUAUUUCCGAUUCCCGCUAAUUAGAGUUUCGCAAACAACUCUUUUUGGAGUCUCAUUCUCCCAUUCCGCCGUAAUCCGCUCCAGUUCGAAUCUGAUUCGCAUCAAACGUCUCUGACUUCUAACUCAAAUCCAAGAUGACAUUUUCUAAUCAUAUGCUCACUCCGUUUACCUUCUUAUUAUCUGACAUCAAACAAAGAUGGACGCAAAACGAAAACAGCGGGGAAUCGUCAUUUUUGAGUCGCAACUUUUUCAUUUCACUCUAACUGAUUGAAAGUGUCCUCGAAAAGUUUACGAUCGGAAUCAUAUGAGAACUUCUUCUUCCUUUUUCAUCUCCCGUCACUUUUCUUCCCAAUUUUGCACCGAAACAACCAAUAUUCUCCGCUGUCAGGUCAUUUUCCCCUUGCUCCUUUAUCACAUCAUCCAUCGAAUCCACCCUGUCUGUGCCAAACAAAAAGAGCGACAACACCUACUCGAUAAUAUGUUUUCCCUUUGGGAAUUCCUUUUUGGACGAACAAAACCGAUAGCGCGAGAAUAACAGUGAAUUUGUGUUUCAGGAGAGCAUAAUCGAACGGCUCCGUGAGCUCAUCUUUCAGUGUGAGCAGACGACCAAAGCCUGCACAGUUCACUACUUUACCGUGAGUUUUCACCUUUCAAACAACAAAGAAACAGAUCAGAAUUAGUUUUGUCCAGUUGAGACACUCCUCGCUUUCGAAAUGACAAAGAAAAACUGAAAAACUCUGGUGAUUCAUCAUCUUUCGGGUCACAAGAAUAACCACCAAGUGAGGGGGCGAAUUUAAUUAAACCGCUCUCAUUUCUCUGCUGAAUUCGCUCAUCGGUAGUGUCCUUAAUGAAAAGGCACAUGAGCCGAAGCCGGCCACAACUUUUCUCUGUUUACCGGGUCAUUUCUCAUUUUGGCGAGCAGCGAAAGCGGCAGAAAUGGUAAAGGGCAAGCUCAUUAAUGGUACUGAGUUUCGUGUCGAAUCGACGAUUUUGCAGUCACUGGCAGCACUUUGGGCGCGAUUGCCGGGAGCGUUUCACGAGCUGUCGAAUGCGACAAGGGACUACCAGCCGGGCACCGAGUACAUGGCAUUCCUGCAGACUCUGCCCACUCGUGCUGCCAGCAGUAGCAGUCUCGUCAGGUAUCCUUUCCCCCCACUUUCCAACUCUUCUCUCCUUUCUCAGAUCGGAUCGCUCGAUCGACGAAGGUGUCGCUUCCUGUGACGGCUCCUCCUCCCUGACUUCUCUCCGUCGGAACGCCAUCAAUCCGGAUGACGAAGGUGCGCUUCCGGACACGAAAAGGCACAAGAAAACGAGCUACGGUAUGUUAUCCAGCGGUCCCUCAUUACCUGAUCUUUCUCUUUCUGCAGCCGGUCGAACAUUCGACAAUCACGAGAUUUCGACGGCCGCUCAGUCUCACCACAUCCAACGGACCGUUCAGCCUUCGAAGUGCUCCGCAUGCGAUACUCUGUCCAUCCUGUACACAGUUCAGUGUAUUGACUGCGGGGGACAGUGGCACAAGACAUGCUUCCCGAGAGUUAGUUUCCCAGCACAUCGGCUUUAUUCAUGAGUUUGUUUCAGAUUCAACAGGUCUGCGGCCAGGCAUCUAAACUGGUCGACAGACGAACGUCGAUAUUCGGAGUUCCCUUGAAGGGUCUUCUGGAGCAUCAGAACAGACACAUUCCGCUGAUAAUUGAGAAGAGCAUCGACCAGUUACAGAGGAGGGGGCUGAGAGCGAAGGUACGGAAAGAGGGAGGUAUUGAUCUAAAUGAGACUGAUGUUCCAGGGAAUAUACCGCACUUGCGGAGUCAAGUCCAAAAUCGAAGAGAUCUGCAACUCAUUCGAACGCAGCUCUUCUGAUGAUGAAGUCUGUUUGGAGAACGAGAACCCGAUGAAUCUGGCGUCGGUCGUCAAGUUGUACCUCCGCAAACUGCCCGAACCUCUCCUGACCUAUGAUCUUUACGAUGACUUUGUUAAACUAGGAACCGAAAGUUGUUCGGCGACGGCAUCUGGCUCAAGCUGCGAAGACGAGAAAGUGGAACAGUUGAGAGUGCUGAUGAGGAAACUGCCGGUGUGCAACUACGAGACACUCAAGUUCGUUAUGAUUCAUUUGAACAGAGUUUCAUGGUAAGAAGUUACUACUGGAAGGUAUCACCUGAAUGCGAAUGGUUCAGGUUCCAUGAGGUGAAUCUUAUGGGCGCUGCGAAUCUGUCGACAGUCAUCGCUCCCUCUCUUAUCUGGAUGUCUCCGAAACGGGCGGAUCACACGUCGGCCAUCAUGCACGCUCAAUACACGAACAAAGCGAUCGAAGUGAUGAUUCGGAAUGCGUACACGAUAUUCGGAAUGGACAGACAGGCCGAUUGGCAGAGCUUCUUCUCGAGAUACAGUGUGGAAGAGCCGCCGAGAGAGGAGGAAGACUGUGGAAACGAAUCGGACAUCGAGGAUGAUAUCGAGGAUUUGGAUGAUCAGGACAGGUCGGAUGACGACGAUGAUGAAGAGAUAUUCCUGCCGCCGACGCCGGACAUUCUGAAGACGACGAGGAAGCCGGUGGAGCAGACGACAUCUCUUCCCAACCCCAAAAGUAUGUCACAUAAAACAUCAAAAAGAUUGGUAACUCCUAACAAGCGGAGCCCUUAUCGGCGGUGCUCUUCUCAAUUUUGAAUUUAGUCAGUAACCUACUACUAGGGGUGGGAGGCCAUGGGAACCGUCGGACGUGAGUCGACCGGAGCCUCGGAGGGAGCUCUUGGACCGUUGCAUCUUUACGAGCCUAACGGGAGCUUCCAAUCCAUGUUGAAACUUAAUUCAAUCUAAAGUUCGUCAACUACCGGAUAGGAGAUCAAUCUAGACCGAAAUGUACGAGCACCACCUGUCGUGCGAGAAUCUGGUAGCGUUUAUAAGAGAGCGGGUAUGCGGACUACCGACAUCUCACGGGUUCCGCCGACCGCUAUACAAUGCGUUGGAAAUAGGCGGGACUUGGACUGGUCGAGGCGUACACAUGUACGGAAACCUGCCAUGGCAGUCAGAAUGUCUCUACCCAAUGAAUAUUGCAAACGCAUUGAUACUUGCAGCUCCGGUGGAAAGAGUCCCAAGCGGACGACGGGCUAAUAACAAUGAUUCGGUGCCGACGGCGACGAUACAGAGAAGGACGACUGACGUGGCACGACGGGCAGACAUUGGGGACAAGAGAAAGAGUUACACCACUUCAAUUGUGAUCGCUCCCAGAGGUCAGUCUUUCUCAUUUGCACGUUUCGAAUGAUUCCAACUCGACGAAUUCAGAUGCGUCUCCAGAUCACGUCGAUCAAAUCCAGAUAAUCGAACGGGAUGUUUACGAGAAACGGCCUUCUUUGGAACGGGAAAAGGUACGGGGGAAUGAGAGUUUGUUUUGUCCUUUCGGUUGAGUUGGUUGUUGACACAUUCUGAUACUAACCACCUAUUCCUGUGUGCAAAAAUCUCUUAUCAGAAUAAGUUUCGGAAAGAAAUCAGAAUUAACAAGAAGCAGGAGAAGGUAAAGGAGAAGAACUAUUUUGAGAAUUGCGACAAGAAGAAGCGGGGGAGCUCUGGCAGCAGUCCAUUGCUCCAGGAAAUGUUCGCCGAGGGAUCGGUGGGACGGACAAGUAAGACGGAGAAAACGGGCAAGAGAAUGAGAGAAUGAAGCACAAUUGACUCCCUUUCGCUCACGGAAUGAACGGGGAAAGAGAGCUGCUUUUCGGAGGCAUUUCAUUCCCUUUUUGGAUUCCCUGCUUUCGGCUUUUCCUUUCCAAAAACGGGCUCUCUUCUCCGCACUUUGCCCACUCAAACACCCCCACAAUUCACAGUAAUAAACAACUCCAGCCGCAUGUCGUGUUUCCUCCUUCGUUGGUCUCUGCCAUUGACCAGUUUGUUCAGGUUGAAUCGACGCGUCUCUGAUCCGCCCGUUCCGCUUCCCUUCCGCAUGUCGAGCCGAGCAUGAUCCCACUUACACUAGGUCUCCAACAACAGCAGGUUUGCCGCCCUUUUUUCGCUUACCAUUCCUCAUUUUCCUUUUCAUUUCUGUCUCGGUCAAGUAGUCUCUUUCCAUUUAGUUCUCUCCCUCGGUUCAGCUUCUCCCUUAUUUUACCACUAACUUUUCCCAUUUCUUUGUCCUUGGCUACUUUCUACUCAUCAAUUCAGACGGCAAUUUAAUAUUGUCCAUUUCAGUGCUACUCUUUGGCGAGCGAAUGUGCACGUUCUACGGCGGCAGCACCUCUUCGGAAUCCGCCGCGAACUCACCGCUUUCUUCAGCGCCAAUCGACCGCCGAAGACGAAUUCGACGACGAAACAACGCGGAAGACGCGCGGAACGGCGGCGGUUCCGCAGAUGACAAUCGUGGCGCCGAUGAGCCUUCCGCCUCCCCAGAAUAGCAUGAUCGUGUUCGCCGACGAGUUCGAACUGUUCCGAGACCAGCCCGUUUCCUACGUGUAA
Molecule: messenger RNA, 9668 nt
Organism: Caenorhabditis sp. 36 PRJEB53466
Lineage: Eukaryota; Metazoa; Nematoda; Chromadorea; Rhabditida; Rhabditidae
Source: the annotation of a GenBank genome assembly